Hypoxylon fragiforme is the source of this 1736-nucleotide messenger RNA. RefSeq lists its product as uncharacterized. Lineage: Eukaryota; Fungi; Ascomycota; Sordariomycetes; Xylariales; Hypoxylaceae. The record is from RefSeq and is a predicted model, not a curated record. The transcript has 2 exons. Bases 265 to 1245 code for a protein of 326 amino acids.
AAAUUUAUCACUAGCGAUUUUCGGAUAAUUCUCGAUUUCCAAAUUAUAGUUGAUACUUUCAAUUUACAUAUACUUGCAGUAAAAUGGUCAUGACCGACAUCCCUAUUUUACUUCCACGCGCCUUAUGAGAUUGUCCCACUUACUAUACAUCUAUAUCUAGGUGUACCUAUUGUACCUAUACCUUAGGUACCUUAUUCAUCCCAACUACACACACACACACACACACGCACGCACACACACGCACACAUCAUACCACAUCCGGCCAUGGCGAUCGAUUACAGCCCCCGGAGCGUCGCCGACGCCACGCGAUUUACCUCCAAUACCCCCCAUGCGAAUGCGAAGCCCACCAACCCACCCUCUUCCGCCACAUCCUCCGCAUCGCGACCCCCCCAGCAGAGCCGGAUGCCGCCCCCGGGCAUGCCCCGACCGUCCGCGCCCGAGACCGUUACGGAGAGGGUGCGCCGUCUGCGGGCCGCCCAUCUCGCUGCGAAGAAGCAUGAGAUAUCGCGCUUUGACAACAUCGUUAGCUCUUCGAGGAGAUACUUUGAUGCUGCGCACAAAUUUACUGUCAUGGGCUUGAUCGGAUUCAGCGGUCUCGCCCUCUUCGUCACCAUAUACGCCACAGCCGACAUGAUGAUCUACAACCGCAAGCGCCGGAACGAGUUCUUCGCCAUACAGAAGCAGCUCAAGGCCGACAGUCUGGCGUCCGCGCGCCUGGCCUACAUGACCGGCACCGCAUCCGAGGACCAGAUCACCAUGGUGGAGGAAGCCGAGGCAAAAGCGCGAGAGUCGGGCAUCGGCCUGCCGCCCUUGCUCUCCACCCCUAAACAUAUGGCGACUGCCGCAGGUACAGAGGCGACGGCGCAGCCGGUGGACACCGUCGGGAAAACGGUCUGGCCCGGCGAGGCCCUAGUCGAGAGCAGCAUGUCCGGAGCCAAGGAGGUAGAGCAGCCACAGAAAAAGGGCGUGGCGGCAUGGCUGUUUGGGGGGUUGAAGAAGGAGGAAGUAGCACCCGAGGAGUCCGCAGACGUCCUCGAAGACGCCGCGACGGCAGCGGGGUCCAGUUCGCUUUCGCGGUCAAGUAUUGCCAGAGUGGCUGAUGAGUCGCAGCAGGCGCUCAAGGGCAAGGCGAAGGCAGCUUUCGAGCAGGAGCGGGAGAACCAAAGGAAUGGGGGUCCUCUGGACCGGGUCGGGUUAGACGAGAAGCCUACUAGUGGCGAGAGCAAGAAAUCGGGCUGGUGGUAAGGUUGAAGGCAGGUAGGUAGUAGGUAGGUAAUGAGUGAUGAAGCUACGACGAAGCUCCUCUUGACUUGAAAGAUAGGGGUCAAGGAAUGGGAGAUUGGAGAGGGCGACUCGCUGCCUCAACAGGCUAACCAGUUGACCUCAGCACACACAUCAAACACACGUACUUAUAUUCAGGGGUCAGUCAUAACCAAGUUCAACACUGAUAUCUAUGAACUUGGGAAUGGCAUACUUGUAGACAGAAAGAUUGCUGCUGUAUUAUAGCCAUGGUGGGAAGGUCGGAGCAUUCAACUGACGUAUGAGGCCACCAGCUACGUCGUCACCCAACUUAGGUACCCAAAAAAAGAAAAGUUCAUGUGCCCAGAGGGAUAAGAAUUUUCUUCCGUUUCUUUCUUCUGACUAUUCCAUCUCUGUUUGACCCUAUAAUAAAGUGCUAGUAUUAUAGUGUAACGCUCCAGUACGCGGAAACGCCCUCGAUUAGAGAUUAGGUUAUC